Molecule: messenger RNA, 321 nt
Organism: Lactuca virosa
Lineage: Eukaryota; Viridiplantae; Streptophyta; Magnoliopsida; Asterales; Asteraceae
Source: the annotation of a GenBank genome assembly
AUGGUUGAUGACGGCGAUUCCUCUUCACGGAGUUCAACCAAAAUCGUAAUUCACGAUUCACUCGUUCACGCUCUUCAACGUGAUGUUACUGAUGUGGAAAGAGGAGGAUUACGAGGACCACUGAACCAGAGGUAUUUGAUAAUGAAAGAAAGGAACACCAUCUCCCCACUUAAACGUAUUUUGGCGAAUUGUGGAGUUCAGGCAAAAGAAUACGGGAGUUGUGUUGCAGAAAAGGUUCCUCAAAUUGAACGUGAUAUGUGUUUGAAAGAGUUUCUCAAAUUGAAGAAUUGCAUGCAGAGUGUGCUCAAGGGAAAGCCAUAA